Molecule: messenger RNA, 2019 nt
Organism: Toxorhynchites rutilus septentrionalis
Lineage: Eukaryota; Metazoa; Arthropoda; Insecta; Diptera; Culicidae
Product: keratin-associated protein 16-1-like
Exons: 8
Coding region: 289-1710 (473 amino acids)
Source: RefSeq, a predicted model, not a curated record
UCGGUUUGGAUCUCGAAGAGAACGGACAGCAGGAAAAAAAAUCAAAAGUGUGAAAAAUAUAAUUUGUAGAAGUUUUUAAAAUUCCUUUUCAUUCAGUACAAGUGAACAACUAUAUUGGAAAAACCCAGAAGCAUCAAGCGGAAUAUACUAGCAAGUCUCAACCAUCAACCAGUGAAGCACUAUCAAGCUACUAAUUUUUGAAGGCCACUUUCGUGCGGUAGAAAAAUCAAUACUUUUGAGCGAACGCACCUCAAGACCUCGGCAAGAACCGCCCAAGUCGUGUGAAAAAUGUGCGACCCGUGCUGCAGCCCCUGCGAUCCCUGCUAUCCCUGCUAUCCUUGCUCACCCCGUUCCCCUUCCUAUCUGAACUGGUGGAAGCGACCGCUGAUAGUCUACGACAGUACCACAACAGUUCAUCACAGCUGGAAUCUCCGCCGGAAGGAACCCAACAUUCCGGAUAUACGCUACGAAGAAAUGUACUGCGGAUGCCAACGAAUCUACUUCGUUAUCAACUGCACCAUCCUUUCCCCCGUCCUAAAGGGUCCAUGUCCCCCACCCUGUGCUCCCGGAAGUUUGUGUGAUCCAUGUGUUCCCAAGACCUAUGCGGCCCACGAUUUAAACUGCAUGCCCCAAUGCCCAACCGUUUGCCCUCCAGUGCAAUGCGGCCCGCGAUUUAUCACAGUUCAGCAGCCUCCCCGAGUUGUCGCCCAGAAAAAGCUCAUCAACUGUUGCCGCACUGUGGUUGAUAAGCAUGUGGUCCCACGAACGAAGACCAUUGUGGAACCGAAAAUUAUCUACCAACCACGCACCUAUGUGGAACCUUGCAUCAUCUACCGGAAGCGAGUAGUGCCCGAUCCGAAAAUUUUGUACUACAAGCGAAUCGUACCCGACCCAAAGAUUGUGUGCACCCCGCGUACGAUUGUCGAACCUAAGGAGAUAUGCACAACGAUGGUGUGCCAACCGAAGCCACAGAUCGUGCAGAUCCCACCGCCUCCGGCUUACUGCUGUAUUCCAACAUAUACUGGAUUCACCAAAACACCGGCGUGCUCACCGUGCGAUCCGGUUUGCCGGCCAAAGCGAUGUGGUGUACCGGCUCGAUGCUGCAAAAGUCGUGAAUUGCGUGGAGGAAUUCUCAUCGCCAACUGCGAGUGUCUCAAGCGAAACGGUCUCCAACAUGAUUGCCCCCGUUCGGAAUGUCAGGGAAAACCUUGUUGUCUAACCAAACCGGAAGCCACCUGCUGUCCGUCGACCUAUGCACGACGCUUCCGCAACGUAACCAUGGGCAACAAGAGUAACCCGGUGUGUCCCAAGCGCUGUCGGGUGACCACCACCGGAAGCGGUUGCAACCCGUGCGCCAUCGACUGCUACUCGUGUCCCCCGGGAUGCGGACCUUGUGGACCUUGCGGACCAUCAUGUGUACCAUGUGGACCUUGUGGUCCAUGCGGACCAUGCGCGCCGUGUGGACCAUGCGGACCAUACGGUCGCUGUGCCCCUUGUGGACCUUGCGGACCUUGUGAACCAUGCGGUCCGGUGUGUGACCCUAGCUGUCCUCCGCUGGGUGAUCCGUGUGGUUGUGUCCCCCAAGGUGACUGUGGCCCGUGCGGCGCAGCGACACCCAACUGUAUGCCGUGCUAUGAUCCUUGCACUCCAAGCGUACCGCCAGCAUGUGGAGACCUGUGCCCUCCCUAUCCUACAUGUGUUGCUUGCUAAGCUACAGAGAUCCAAUGACCGGUUCCCCACGUUCCCCGAUAUCUUACUUAGUGCCAACCUGCCUGCCUUAGUGUAUCUCCCUGAAGUUGUUGAAUUGUCCCGUUAGAUGCAUAUAUUCAGUUAAGACGCGGCCAUCUUCAACAGCGCAUCAUCGAUGAAUACUCGUUAAACUUAACAACUAAAAAUACUGCAAAAUACUAGCCAACAAUUUGUAUAAUCUAGUGCACGGAAACAUCUUCCCAACUACGCGGAAUGAGUAACCAAUAUAGUUGUUUUAAACGUACCAAAACAAAAAAAACGCCUUUGCUU